AUGUCGGAAGAGAACAGAAUAAGACAACAAAACAAAAUCAAGGCUCUCAAGCUAGAGAGAAUCAAUCAAUUCAACCAGAGACUGAGGUUAGACCUGUCACGAGAUAGAACAAUGGCAUCAUCACGGUGUGUCGAAAUAAUCAACUACUCUCAAGAUACAAAGGAUUAUAUGGUGACACAGCUGUGGGGAGAACUGCCAGACCAUGUUUCAGGCUACAGCCAAGCCAAAGCAAGAGCCGCCAAAAGAGCGUAUCCAAGACAGGAUGACGGCUGUUGUUGUAUUACAUGA
Messenger RNA from Kuraishia capsulata CBS 1993, 288 nucleotides. RefSeq lists its product as uncharacterized. The record is from RefSeq and is a predicted model, not a curated record. Gene Ontology annotation, cellular component: heterotrimeric G-protein complex. Gene Ontology annotation, biological process: G protein-coupled receptor signaling pathway. The coding region runs from base 1 to 288 and encodes 95 amino acids. NCBI's taxonomy places the organism in Eukaryota, Fungi, Ascomycota, Pichiomycetes, Pichiales, Pichiaceae. The transcript has 2 exons. Gene Ontology annotation, molecular function: G-protein beta-subunit binding.